UUUCCCACCCCAGCCCGGCUCGCGCUCUCGGCAGUGCCGGGGGCGCCGCCUCCCCCAUGCCGCCCUCCGGGCUGCGGCUGCUGCCGCUGCUGCUGCCGCUGCUGUGGCUACUAGUGCUGACGCCUGGCCGGCCGGCCGCCGGACUGUCCACCUGCAAGACCAUCGACAUGGAACUGGUGAAGCGAAAGCGCAUCGAGGCCAUCCGCGGCCAGAUCCUGUCCAAGCUGCGGCUCGCCAGCCCCCCGAGCCAGGGGGAGGUGCCGCCCGGCCCGCUGCCCGAGGCCGUGCUGGCCCUUUACAACAGCACCCGCGACCGGGUGGCGGGGGAGAGCGCCGAGCCGGAGCCCGAGCCCGAGGCGGACUACUACGCCAAGGAGGUCACCCGCGUGCUAAUGGUGGAAAACAGCAACAAAAUCUAUGAGAAAAUCAAGAAAAGCCCGCACAGCAUAUAUAUGCUCUUCAACACAUCGGAGCUCCGAGAAGCAGUGCCCGAGCCCGUCUUGCUCUCCCGGGCAGAGUUGCGCCUGCUGAGGCUCAAGUUAAAAGUGGAGCAGCACGUGGAGCUGUACCAGAAAUACAGCAACGAUUCCUGGCGCUACCUCAGCAACCGGCUGCUGGCGCCCAGCGACACGCCAGAAUGGCUGUCCUUUGAUGUCACGGGAGUCGUGCGGCAGUGGCUGAGCCACGGAGGGGAAGUAGAGGGCUUUCGCCUCAGUGCCCACUGUUCGUGUGACAGCAAAGAUAACACACUGCAAGUGGACAUCAACGCAGGGCUCCGUUCCAGCCGCCGAGGUGACCUGGCCACUAUUCACGGCAUGAACCGGCCCUUCCUGCUCCUCAUGGCCACCCCACUGGAGAGGGCCCAGCACCUGCACAGCUCCCGGCAUCGCCGGGCCCUGGACACCAACUACUGCUUCAGCUCCACGGAGAAGAACUGCUGCGUGCGGCAGCUCUAUAUCGACUUCCGCAAGGAUCUGGGCUGGAAGUGGAUCCACGAGCCCAAGGGCUACCACGCCAACUUCUGCCUGGGGCCCUGCCCCUACAUUUGGAGCCUGGACACGCAGUACAGCAAGGUCCUGGCCCUGUACAACCAGCACAACCCCGGCGCGUCGGCGGCCCCGUGCUGCGUGCCGCAGGCGCUGGAGCCACUGCCCAUCGUGUACUACGUGGGCCGCAAGCCCAAGGUGGAGCAGCUGUCCAACAUGAUCGUGCGCUCCUGCAAGUGCAGCUGAGGCCCCGCCCCGCCCGGCAGGCCCCGCCCACCGGCAGGCCCGGCCCCGCCCCCGCCCGCUGCGCCGGGCUGUAUUUAAGGACACCGCGCCCCAGCCCCCCUCCCCCCGCCCCUGGGGUCCAUUAAAGGUGGAGAGAGGACUGGGGUCUCUGUGCGUGUCGUUGGGUCCCUGACUGGGGUCUCCCUCCCGGCAUUCUCGACGUUCCCUGGUUCCGGAUCCAUCUGCCCCCCCUCCUGUCUCUCUCCACCAUUCAUUUCCUCCCACAAACACCUGCAGAGCACUCCUGAAGUCCCAAGUACUCCCCGCGCGGCCGCUAGAUUUAUUUAUUGAGCACCUUGUGCCCUGUUCCAAAUGCCUUAUAUUGACUACUCGUGUAAUCACCAUAACAAAACUCUGAGAUAGUGUCAUCUGAGGUAACACUCACUUUAAAAAGGUGAGGAAGCCAGAGCCCAGCGAGGUUAAGGGAAUAGUUGCUGCCCACCAGGAACCUGCUUUCUGGGGAAGAGACAGAUGUGGGAAGUGACGCUAAGACAGGAAAGCAGGAUGGAGCGAGAGAUGGUUUGGGGGAGGAGGGAGGGCUCCUCGGAGGAGGCAGUCUGGGGGAGCACUGGGGGAGAGUGUUCUCGGUAGGAAGACCUAGGCACAGCCUGGCCAUGAGGAUGAACUUGGAGUAAGCGACACUGAGAGGAAAGGCCAAAUGUGGUUGGAAGGGAGGGACAAGGGGAAGGGUGCUGGGAGCUGAGUCAGUUGAUUAAUGCUCACAGGCCAGAGAGUAAUAAUAUUCCCCCUGCCAGGUAGGGCUGUAGGAGCUCCCCACAUUCUCCACACAGCCCAGCAGAGCAGGGGUUAGCAAAUUACCGCCUGCAGGCCAAUUCUGGCCCGCUGCCUGUGUCUGUAAAUAAAGUUUUAUUGGAGCACA
This is a messenger RNA of Callorhinus ursinus (northern fur seal), 2151 nucleotides long. RefSeq names its product transforming growth factor beta 1 (gene TGFB1). Gene Ontology annotation, molecular function: transforming growth factor beta receptor binding; growth factor activity; cytokine activity. The record is from RefSeq and is a predicted model, not a curated record. Gene Ontology annotation, cellular component: extracellular region. Gene Ontology annotation, biological process: regulation of cell population proliferation; transforming growth factor beta receptor signaling pathway. Lineage: Eukaryota; Metazoa; Chordata; Mammalia; Carnivora; Otariidae.